CCUUCCCAUGAUUAUUAUUACUACCUACUACUAGCCCACACUAUUUACUGACCUACUCCUACUCCGUACUACAACCAUCUAUCUACCUUACCUUACCUUCUUCCUCCUUCCAACUCUCUCUCAACUUCAUUCAUCCCUCCUUCAACCUUCGCCUUCAUCCCUCUCCCCUUGGGGUAACCAGCUGGUAAGUUCCUUCAAUGUCCUGUCAUGUCGCAUGCACCUCCCUUUUAGCUCGUUGUCCGCACUUCCUUGACUCGGUCCGCCUGCAUUCUUCGUUUUAUUCUCCUAUCGACUAUCCCCACUCCCUGCUUCCCUUCCCCUUCCUUGCUGCCUGGAUCUCUUCACAUUCCAAUCCCCCCUCCUUCUCUUGGCCUGCCUGCCCUGCUUUUGAGUCCUUUCUUCGCUGUACAUGAAACAUUAACGUCCGCCGUAGUUCUUCAGAACCCUCGUCGCUCAAUUCCGAGCUUGUUUCCGGCUCGGACUGGACUUUCCCUCUUAUUAGCCGCCUGAAUUUCCUUUCCGGGAAAUACACCACGCUUCCACUCGGGACUUUCAGCUUCCCGUCAACCACCACCACCAGGCAGCGAAAUAAAUUAAACAUAAAAAUAUAGCUUGAGCAGGGAGAAGAUUGCUUUGCCACCUUCUCCUGCUCCAUUUGCAAUCACCAUUUCUCACAUCACGAAGCCGCCUCCUUUAGCGCUCAAACCCACCAUCCCUACGGGUACUUAUUCCGAUCAUCGCAGGUGGAUGGAGACGUAUCACGGUCAUGUCCGCACUCCUGCGGACGCUAUCAUCCUCUUUGAGGCCUGUCGCAUCGGCCUCCUCCCUCGCGUCCAGCGACGAUUGUCCGAAAAGGAACGCCAGAUGAUUCGUUCCGGCUCGGUCUUUGUCUGGGAUGAGCGAGAAGCGGGGAUGCGCCGUUGGACGGAUGGCAAGUCAUGGAGCGCUAGUCGAGUGUCGGGCAGUUUCCUCACUUACCGCGAGAUGGAAGGCAAGCGCGGGGGCACCAGCGUCUCGUCAACAACCAUCCCCAGAGCUGGAAAGACCCCCGAAAGCGCGCGGGGUAGUGACGACGAUCGGGCGGACGGGCCUGAUGAGGGCCCCGAUGGAUAUCGAUAUAAGCCUGACGGCCUCAUGAAGCAGUCUUUCAGUAUCACAACUUCGACGGGACAACAUCUGCACCUUAUCAGCUACUACUCCAGAUCGCAUCCGUCGGCAGCCAACCUCCAACAACCGUCUUCAGAUCCUAAUUUGCGUCACGUUCGUCCCCAAAAGGGUCUGUACCCCGAAUCGACCGUGAACGACCAGCAGAAUCUCCCAGUUGUCACUCGCGGGCCCAUGCAGGGAGCCGCCUACCCGGUACCUCCCCAUCCCAUGGGGGCUUAUGCGCGCGCAGCAGCCACCCACCCUCAACCCUAUACUCCCACAUACGCUUGGCCUCCCACUCCGCUGGCCACCCCGCCAACGGUCCCGGUGCAUUACCCGUCAUAUCUCCCUCCCGCGAGCAAUGGCCAGGUCGCCGCCGCCUACGGGCACCACCCCCAACAAGCGCAUGCGGGCCUGCCUCCACCGCCACCACAACAGCACGGGUUGCCGACACCGUACGAGCGAGCAGUUCACCCGGCGGAAGCCGUCGUGCCUCAGACCGUCCCCCAUACAGCAGUGCAGCAUGCUCCCCUACCUGUGAUCGCCGGCCGGUCACCGCGACUGGUUACGGAAGCGCAUGAUCUUCACCCGCGCAGCCCUCCAGAGUACGGGCCGGCCCCUGCUGACCUCCGACGGGCGUCGCCACGCACCCAUGCCCGCUCCAUUCCGCACACCAAUGGGUUGACCGCCAUGACACGGAGUCCGCGCCUAUUGAGCCAGCCUCCUGCCCCUGCUCCCCCAGGCGCAGCGGCCAAAAUCGCCGAAACGGGCCCCGGUACGACGGUACCCAGCAUUGGAUCCCUUAUGAAUGGAGGCCCGCCGCGCGGCUCUCUACCAUCCAUCGCGGUCCCUCCCGCGGCCAACGGACGCGCCGAAGGCCCGCGAGACAUUCCCAGCGACAAGGUUGGGUUUGGCGGAGAGGAUAUGCGCGCGCUCCGACAACUCGACCGAGUGUUUACUGCAUAAAAUUCCCUGCAACUAUGCAUAUUUAUCCCCACUCAUCUUCUUUUUCAACCGACCAGUUCAAGUUCUCCUUUUCAGAUUGAAAUUCGGGCUUGAUCCUUUACUUUUUGUUUGACUAGCUUUUCUGCAUAAAUGACUUGGUCUUCCUUCGGGAGGGCUCGACCUGAUGGAAUGUUUUCUCAUGAUGGAUUGAUUUUACCCUGUUCAGUUAAUUUGCCUUUUUUCUGAUUGAUCACGGAUCGGCGUUGUACAAGAGGUGCAUAACUCGAUUUCAAGCAUGGGUGGGGCCAUCGUUCUUUGUUAUUAUAUCUUUUAUAUGGUUGUUUACCGGACGAUGAGGAUGGAUUCCGCUCGUCGCAUUGAUGUUGAUAUCAUAUCAUGCAUUUGGAGGGCCGGUUUAGUCUGGUUACUUGGGUACUUUGUCCAGUUGACUACAUUUAUUCAUUUGAGUGACUGCGAUGCAGUACAGGCACAGAUACCAAUUGAUUACAUUGAUGUUC
Molecule: messenger RNA, 2609 nt
Organism: Aspergillus melleus
Lineage: Eukaryota; Fungi; Ascomycota; Eurotiomycetes; Eurotiales; Aspergillaceae
Gene: PTH2
Product: camp independent regulatory protein
Exons: 1
Coding region: 748-2112 (454 amino acids)
Molecular function (GO): DNA binding
Source: RefSeq, a predicted model, not a curated record